AUGGUUGGUGUUGGGAUGAGCAUAAGGAUAUUUUUAUUGGUGAGUCCAACAUCUCGAAGUGGGUUGGAGUUAGAUCGAAUCAUAUUGCUUAGGCUGGUAGAUACUCUAAAUGAGCGAGCAGAUAACAAUGCUCUUCGUGCUGAGAAUGAAAGGAUCAAUAACGAGAACCUUGCAUUGAGGGAGGCUUUGAAGAAAAUAAUUUGCCCAUCUUGCGGUGGUCCACCUUGUGGAGAUGAGCACGCCAUCAAACAUCUUCAGCUUCAAAAUGCUCGUCUAAAAGAACAGCAUGAGAAGGUGUCUAUAUUUCUUGCAAGGUUCAUACAAAAACCGAUUUCACAUCCAGAGUUGCAGCUAGCUCCUCCUUCCGCAGGAUCUUCAUAUGAUUUAUCACUAGGAAGUACUCCAAAAUUAAGUGUUGAUGGUAGUUUUCUGAAUCUAGGUGUUGGUUCAACAAGUCUUUCAUUUUCAGAUGAAGACAUGUUGCCACAUGAAACGAACGAAAGGGAAGAAUUGGAAAAAGCACUAAUGUUUGAGAUUGCAAUAUCUGCUAAGGAAGAGUUACUUAAGCUUUUGGACACUAAUGAGCCUAUAUGGGUCAAGUCUUCAACUGAUCGGAGAUAUAUGCUUCAUCCUGAAACCUAUGAAAUGGUCUUUCCUUUGGGUAGUCACUUCAAAACUUCCACUGCUCGUGUUGAAUCUUCCAAAGAUUCACGAAUAGUGAGAAUUAAGCCUAUGCAAUUAAUUGACAUGUUCUUAGAUUCGGAAAAAUGGAUAAAUCUUUUCCCUACAAUUAUUUCAAAAGCUCACACAAUCAAAGUAUUUGAAAGCGGGAUGUCAGAGAAUCGAAGUGGAGCUUUGCAAUUGAUGUAUGAGGAGAUGCAUGUUCUUUCACCUAUAGUGCCAUCUCGGGAAUUCUACUUCCUUCGCUAUUGUCACCAGGUUGAAGCUGGUAUAUGGGUGAUAGUUGAUGUAUCGUUUGAUUACUUGAAAGAGGAAGACGACCCUUUCAACCCUCUUUCUCGCUCUUGGAGGUUUCCCUCGGGUUGCAUGAUUCACAAAAUAGCUGAUGGCUCAACCCAGGUUACAUGGGUUGAACAUGUUGAACUGGAUGAAAAGUUCCAAACGCAUCGGCUGUAUAGAGACCUUGUUAAUAAAAGUAUUGCGUAUGGAGCAGAAAGAUGGCUUAUGGAGCUUCAAAGAAUGUGUGAAAGAUUAACAAGCGCCGCUGCUGAAUACGUACCUAGUUAUGAUUCCGGAGUGGUCACUAUACCUGAAGGAAGGAGGAGUGUGAUAAAACUUGCUCAUAGAAUGGUUAAGAAUUUUUGUGAAAUUUUAAACAUGUCAAGCAAGAUGGACUUCCCGCAACAUUUAACUGAGGAGAGUAAUAGUGGGGUUAGGAUCGCUGUUCGCAAAAACACUGACCCAAAUGGCCUGCCAAAUGGCAUGCUUGUUGUUACUGCUGCUAGCUCAUUUUGGCUUCCAUUCCCUUCACAGAUUCUUUUUGAUUUCUUCAAAGAUGCUAGAGAACGUAUCAAGUGGGAUAAUCUUUGUUCUGGGUAUUCAAUGCAUGAGAUUUCACACAUCUCAAACGGAACUCAUCCGAACAACUAUGUAGCAAUUAUUCGGUCAUUGAACCCAAAUGCGAACAAUGUGUUUCUUCUUCAAGAAUGUUUUAUAGAUCCAUUGGGAGCAUAUGUUAUAUAUGCUCCAGUUAAGGUACCAGACAUAAAUUUAGCUGUGAAUGGUGGAGAUUCAUCAAUGGUGUCAAUUCUCCCAUCAGGCAUUGUCAUCUCUGAAGAUGCUCCAUCUAUUAUAAAUGCUCGAGCAUCUAGUAGCAGUGGAAAUAGUGGUAAAGGAUCACCAAGAGGUUCACUGGUGACUGUGGCUUUCCAAAUUCUGAUGCCUAACCCAGCUGUAGUGAACAUGGAAUCUGUGGCUGGUGUUAAUGCAAUCAUAACCUCAACAGUUCAAAACAUUAAGGAUGCUUUGAUCAAAGACUCCGAUUGA
Messenger RNA from Gastrolobium bilobum, 2007 nucleotides. Its product is annotated as homeobox-leucine zipper protein HDG11-like. The coding region runs from base 1 to 2007 and encodes 668 amino acids. Gene Ontology annotation, molecular function: lipid binding. The record is from RefSeq and is a predicted model, not a curated record. The transcript has 9 exons. NCBI's taxonomy places the organism in Eukaryota, Viridiplantae, Streptophyta, Magnoliopsida, Fabales, Fabaceae.